AUGGAUAAUCAUCAUUUACGAGCUAUUCUAUUAAAACUUCAAGAUCGUCUAAGUGAUAACGAUCGUAAACGUUUGCAUUUCUUUCUUGGAAACGAUAUUCCACGACGAAUUCGAGAUGACCCAUCACUUAGUGGUACACUUAGUCUUAUGGAAUCUCUCUUUGAUCAAGAUAAAAUCAGUGAAUAUGAUUUCACUUUUCUCAUAAAUGCCUUCACUGAAAUUCAAUGCAUUGAUGCUGCUAAAGUUUUAACAGAACAUAUGAAACGAUUGCAACCAAAUGCAACACUUAGGCCAAUGCAGAGUUUAACAUCAAUAAUGCCACCGAUGUUGAAUCAACUUUUCGAAGAUCAAGAAGAUACAUUUCCCACUAAUAAACGUACCUUAUUAAUUAAAGCUGGUCAAAAGUUUGGUGGUACUGGAGGUAGUUUAUUUGAUGAUUCAUCAACAAAAAAUUUUACGUGCUCCCAUUAUCUCAGUAGGAUUAUCAUUAGGAAUGAUAAUGAUGAUGAUGGUAUGCCUCUAGAUUGGAUUCAAUUUAUUUAUUCAUCUUCUUAUGAUCAAAAUAGUGUGAUUGAAGGACAAACUCAUGGUUUUCGACGAACAAGCGAAGUUUCACAAUUUCUACUCGAAAAAGAUGAAAGAAUAUAUAAGAUUCGUGGAAAACUAAGUAAUGUAACAUUAUCUUCGCAAGAUGGUACGCUAUUUUCAACAAUAUUAGUACGAGGACUGCAAUUUUUUACUAGCAAAGGUCGAGCAAGUCGAUCUUACGAUCACCUGGAAGGUAAAGUUUUCACCGAAGAAUACGAUGGAUAUACGUUGGGUUAUGCGACCGGAAGAUCAGGACUUUUUAUCGAUCAAUUACAAUUCUAUUGGUAUCGAACAGUAGUCACACAAUAG
This is a messenger RNA of Rotaria sp. Silwood1, 897 nucleotides long. The record is from the annotation of a GenBank genome assembly. NCBI's taxonomy places the organism in Eukaryota, Metazoa, Rotifera, Eurotatoria, Philodinida, Philodinidae.